Molecule: messenger RNA, 327 nt
Organism: Saccostrea echinata
Lineage: Eukaryota; Metazoa; Mollusca; Bivalvia; Ostreida; Ostreidae
Exons: 2
Coding region: 1-327 (108 amino acids)
Biological process (GO): cellular response to oxidative stress
Cellular component (GO): cytoplasm
Molecular function (GO): glutathione disulfide oxidoreductase activity
Source: RefSeq, a predicted model, not a curated record
AUGUCUGUGGAAGCUGCCAUCAAAGAAAAGAUUGCCUCAAAGAAAGUAGUGGUGUACUCCAAAAGCUCAUGCCCAUUUUGUAAGAAGGCAAAACAAGUAUUUCAGAAGUACUUAAACAAUAGAUUACUAAGUAGAGAAGACUAUGAAGUCAUCGAGAUAGAAAACGAUCCCAACUGCGUUGCCAUCCAGACUUACAUGAUGAAGAAAACAGGGGCCAGAACUGUGCCCCGAGUCUUUGUGAAGGGGAAAUUCAUUGGCGGCGGGGAUCAAGUAGUCGGCAAAGACUCCAGUGGGGAACUCAAAAGACUUCUACAGGAUAAAGAAUGA